AAUGAAGCAAAAGAAAGUUGAGUAGCAGCCUAAUGAAACAUAUGCUUCUGUAGUAUUCUAUAGUCUUUAACCUCUGUAAUAAAUAAUACAAACCCAAGAUGGGUUAUAUACAGUGCCCUCCAAUAAUAUUGGCACCCUUGGUAAAUAUGAGCAAAGAAGGCUGUGAAAAAUUCUAUAUUGUUUAACCUUUUUCAUCUUUUGUUCAGAAAAUUCAUUAAAAUGCUGUGCUCUCAUGGAUAUCAAACAAUUUAAAACAAAACAGGUUUAUCAAAAAUGUAUUAUCUUUGUUACAUAGAGGUGUGAAACAAUUAUUGGCACCCUUUUAGUCAAUACUUUGUGCUACCUCCCUUUGCCAAGAUAACAGCUCUGAGUCUUCUCCUAUAAUGCCUGAUGAGGUUGGAGAAUACAUGGCAAGGGAUCUGAGACCAUUCCUCCAUACAGAUUCUCUCCGGAUCCUUCACUUUUUGAGGUCCACGCUGGUGGACUCUCCUCUUCAGUUCAUCCUACAGGUUUUCUAUGGGUUUCAGGUCAGGAUACUGGGAUGGCCAUGGCAGGACCUUGAUUUUGUGACAGAUGAAGAGGUAAGAAAAAUCAAAGAGCGAAGAUUGGAGUCUUCAAUAGAACAGUUGCUCUCAAAAAAGGAAAAAACUGCUGGUGAGGAUGACACAGAGGCUGAUGAUGUACCCCAGUUGACUGCGCAUCAGAAAGAACUAAGAGAGUUCUUAAAGUCUUUGUUUGAAGUGAUUGUGCUAAUAGGAAAACAAAACAUCCCAUCGAGUUACCAGUCAAAAGAAGAGCCAUUUAUCAUGAGCACAUUUCAUGCUUUGCUGGAAAACCGCAUUAAUGCUGGCGAUGAAGUUCUUAGAGCACGGUUUGAAGCAGCAGCUGUUAAUGAGGAAUUGUGGCCAGGAGCACAGCAGAAGCAACUGCUGGAUAUUUGUGAGCGAUGCGUUCGCGAUGAGCUGCUGCAGGAAGUACGAGAAAGCCGUUUCUUUUCACUGGUGACUGGGGAGCUGGUGGAAUUUCCAGAAGGUCAGCAUUUCCCGGUGUUCUUGCGUUUUGUGGACCAAAGCAACACUCUCAGGGAGGAGUUUGUCGAGUUCUUCUUGUUUGAAGGAGAAGGAGAGGAGCAAUUUAUGGCAGACAAAUUGGAGACUCACAUUAUGAAGGAAUGGGAUCUGAGCAUGGAACACUGCAGAGGUCAAGCACACGCAGGCUCUGGUGUCUUUGGCAGUAAGAUGAAAGCCAUAGCCAACCAACUGACAGAGAAAUACCCAAUGGCCAUGAGUACACCAUGUGCAACCUAUGCGCUUAACGUACACCUAGCUAACAGCAUUCCGCUGACUGGUGUUCAAGUCGUAAUGUCGGUUCUUAAAAAGACAGAUGCCUUCUUUAAGUCUUCUCCACUUCUGCAGGCUGAACUCGACAGCGCCAUCUCUAUUCUCUCACAGGGCAACAUGGAGAAAGGAGAAGAUCUCAAAGAGAACUGUCGUGCCAUGUGGACAGAGCUGCAUAAUGUGUUUGAGAUGGCUGUUGAUUUGUUAGAGCCACUUCUGCUCUGCAUGGACAGCAUACAAGACAACGAAGACCUGAAAUGGAACGACCAGUUCACCAGCGAUGCUUACGCCAUCUCCGAGGCUUUGGCUGACUUCGAGUUUGUCGUUACUCUGGUCGUAAUGAAGAACGCUCUCUCAUUCACAAGAGCCUUUGGUAAAAACUUGCAAGGAGAGACUCUUGAUGUGUAUUUCGCGGCUAGCAGCCUAACAGCCGUCUUGCAUUCUUUGCAUGAGGUUCUAGACAACAUUGAAGUUUACCACGAAUUCUGGUAUGAGGAAGCUGUAAAUCUGGCCUCAGCGAUGGAGAUCCCAGUCAAAGUGCCCAGACUGUUCCUCAGAAAGCAACGGGCGAUUGAAACGGUAGAAAUACAGGCCGAGUCCUUUUACAAAGAGUACCUAACUCUUCCGCUCAUGGAGCACAUCACUCAGGAAGUGAAGGACAUGUUCUCGGAUAACCAUAUCAGGGCUCUUAAGUGCUUGUCUCUUGUUCCAGCAGUCAUGGGCCAGAUGAAAUUUAACACCUCAGAGGAAGCCCACGCGGACAUAUUCAGAAGCGAUCUUCCUCAGCCAGACACACUGCCUGCAGAGCUUCACUGCUGGAGGAUCAAAUGGAAACACAGGGGAAAGGAAGUCAACCUGCCGUGCACCAUUCAUGAAACACUACAGCACUCGGACGUUAAGUUCUUCCCAAACGUCAACGCGUUCCUGAGAAUUCUGGCCUCUUUACCCGUGUUGACGUUUGGGGGUCAGGGAGGUACUGGACAGAAACGCCUACAGGCUUACCUUUCAGACACACCAGUGAGGCACAGGUCAAAAAGUUUGGCUGUGCUGAAUAUCAAUUACCAUGUUAAAGUAGAUCUAGAUGAAAUGGUUGAAUGUUAUAUCAAAAGUUACCCAGAAGAAAGUGAUUAAAUAGUGGCCUUUACAGAGACUUAACAGUGGAACUCUUUUCUAGAUCACACUGUGCUUAUGAGCAUAGGGUAGAUUUAAAUUAUUUUUUAUUUUUCUAACUGGUGUAUACAAUUUACCAUUUUGCAGGAUUAAUAUUCUGUUAGUCAUUACAGUGUUAAAUGUAUUUAUACUGUUUUAUAUUAUACAGACCUUAUGAGCCUAAAUGCAUUUAAUUAAAUGGGUAUUAACUGGUGUGUAUAAAUUUCACCUGUGUGAAACAUUUGAAAGUGAACAAUCUUGAACCAUCACAACUGGUGCAUUGUUUUAAACACUGUACUUCAUUUACAAUGUAAAUAAAUGUGACAUAUUUUUAA
Messenger RNA from Ictalurus punctatus (channel catfish), 2821 nucleotides. RefSeq names its product THAP domain containing 12b (gene thap12b). The record is from RefSeq and is a predicted model, not a curated record. Bases 384 to 2468 code for a protein of 694 amino acids. The transcript has 3 exons. Lineage: Eukaryota; Metazoa; Chordata; Actinopteri; Siluriformes; Ictaluridae.